AUGCAGUCGAUAUGUAAAUACUGCGUUCAGCAUAUCACAAAAAAGUCUCCCGGCCUUCAGUGUUCGGGUUUUUGCCAACUCCACUAUCACUUCAAGUGUGUUAAUUUAACAGUCGACCAGCACAGAUUGCUGAAAUCAGUUCCAGGCUCCAGCUGGAAAUGCCCAGCUUGCGCCGUGGCUGAUGCCAACAAUUCGCUGCGUACGGCCGCUACGGGCGCCGAAACAGCGACGAAUAUCUCGUCCGCUGUAGACGUACUCGAAGCCGAAGACGGCGAAUCGAAUAUACAGGGGUCGACGAAAAUCUUCAUUUCAAUGAGAGAUGAGCUUAGAGCUAUGAGGCGUAGCCAAGAAGAACUAAUCAACUCUGUAUCGUUCUGCUCUGCCAAAAUAAGUGAUUUCGAAAAAUCACUUGUAGAAAUACGGAGUACGAUGAAGGAGCUUGAGAAAAUGAAAGAAGAGAAUAAUGUUCUGAAAAAACAAGUGAGUGAUCUGAAUUUGAAAGUGAACGAUAUUGAACAAACCUCGAGGCUAAAUAAUACUGAAAUACAGGGCAUUCCUGAGAAUAGAAAUGAGAAUCUGAAAACCGUCGUCGGUGAGAUAUCCCGGUUUCUCGGCGUUGACAUUUUAGAUAAAAUUGAGACCGUCCAUCGUGUUCAAUCUAACAAAAAUAACGAAAAUCGUCCAAGAAACAUAAUCGUUAGAUUCAACUCUAGAGAACUCAGAGAUCAACUGCUGGCCUCAGCUAAAGCGAAGCGGCAGAAUAGCGAUAACACAAUAAGAAGAUCAAUUAGAAGGCGCGUGAAUUUGCAAAGACCAAUAAUUAUAAAUUCGUAUGGGUAA
Molecule: messenger RNA, 840 nt
Organism: Phaedon cochleariae (mustard beetle)
Lineage: Eukaryota; Metazoa; Arthropoda; Insecta; Coleoptera; Chrysomelidae
Source: the annotation of a GenBank genome assembly